Messenger RNA from Fonsecaea erecta, 612 nucleotides. RefSeq lists its product as hypothetical. Lineage: Eukaryota; Fungi; Ascomycota; Eurotiomycetes; Chaetothyriales; Herpotrichiellaceae. The record is from RefSeq and is a predicted model, not a curated record. The transcript has a single exon. The coding region runs from base 1 to 612 and encodes 203 amino acids.
AUGGGUUUGAUCAAGACCGCCAUCAUUGCCGGCGCCGGCAUCUACGCCGUGAACAAGAUCACCAAGAGUGCCGAACACCGACGCCCAAACCCUGCCGCAUGUGCCGCGCCGGACAGCACCUCGCGCCAACAACAAUACUUCGACGCCCCUCCAUGCUACUACCCUGGGCACUACCAGGCAGGGCCGGUGCCAGAAAAAGUCAUGCCCAUGGAAUUCACCGAGCGACGCGGCUCACCACAGGAACGGCAGCACCAGCAGCUCCAGCAAGGCCAAGCGCAAGUGCUGUUGGCGAACAACAGCGCUACCUCGCCCUUGCCGUGUGGCUACUACAAUAAUAACCACCAGCAGACGGCAUACGACUACGGUUCAGACUUGAAAACCGCGCCGGAACUGGCGAAUACGUACGCCGGCAGCGCCCCGCCAUCACAGUACGACAAUUGGCGACAACAGCGGCGCCAGCAGGGCUUCGUUGAGCCGGACGAGGUCAGCAACGCCACCUUCGACGCGCCGAGCGGACGCAGGACGGGGUUGUUCGAUACAUUGGCUCAACAGGCUGGGAAUUUGAGGGAUGGCAAGGGAAAGGAUCUUUUCGGCAAACUGCUCUCGAGAUGA